GUUUAUCCUUUGUCUAUGAUCUAUAUAAACGUAUUUCCUGGGUGAGCUUAUCCUCUCCCUGAUUUCCAAAGUUUUCUCCAGCCUUAGUCUUGCUUUGGAUCUCUAGGCUGAAGUUUCUCACCAUGUAUGUCUUGGAUGUUUGCUCCAGCUGACACUGUUACCACUUCAGAUACAACAUGCUCAAACCCAGCAAUGAACUUAACAAAGCAUUAAAAGAAAGCCUUUGCUUCAGCAGCUUGUUUAUUAAGAUGAGGGUUUGGGUCAUGUUAUCUCCACCAAUGUGUAAGGUGACUCGGGAGCAGGAAGGUGCGUGAAGAUGAUUCUGUAAUAAACGUCAAAUCCAUAAGCCCUGUCAAGAGUUUAUAGAAGACUGGUGUUUUGUGGGUUUUGUUCAAUGUAGCCUUUUUCCUGCAGAACUCGAAGGAAAGUACCCCAGCAGUCCCCCAGCAAAAUUAUCUGGGUGUACGGCUCUACCUAUUGCUUUCAGGAUCAUCGUUGGAAAAACAAAUCUGUUAGGUUGAACCAUGUGAAAUUGCCGAAUGGUGAUGUUUGGCCGUUUUCUACUUUUUUUAAAAAGCCAGCAAUUUAUAAAAGCCAAUAUAUGGACGUUUCAUAUAUAUUAUUGAGUAAGCUUUCUGCCCUGGGAUACUGGGGGUAAAACAACUGGUGAGAUGCCAGGUUGUCAGCAUUAGGGGAGGGCCGCACAGGAGAUGGUGUUGUGGGACCGAGCGAAGCUCCGCCGCAAGUAAGGUGUCCCCGGGCGGGCGCCAGCCUGGCCACGCCCUGUCUGCGCGGCCGCCGUAAAGCGCGGCUGCGGAGCGUAGCCCCGCCCCUUCCGCCCCUCUUGUGACGCGGGUGCUGUGGGCUAUUUGAGCGGGAAAAAGCCGACCGGAGCUCUAGUCCGUGAGUCUGUGACCUGCUGUUUUCGUGGAGGUUCCCCGAAGCCUAGCAUGGGGCUGCUGGAGCUAUGCGAGGAAGUGUUCGGUACCGUCGACCUUUACCGGGUGCUAGGCGUGCGGCGCGAGGCGUCGGACGGCGAGGUCCGACGGGGCUACCACAAAGUAUCCCUGCAGGUGCACCCGGACAGGGUGGGCGAGGGCGACAAGGAGGACGCCACACGCCGCUUCCAGAUUCUGGGGAAAGUCUAUUCCGUUUUAAGUGACAAAGAACAGAGAGCAGUGUACGAUGAACAGGGAACAGUGGACGAGGAUUCUGCUAUGCUCACUCAAGACCGGGAUUGGGAGGCAUAUUGGAGAUUGCUCUUUAAAAAGAUAUCUCUAGAGGACAUUCAAGCUUUUGAAAAGACAUACAAAGGUUCUGAAGAAGAGCUGGCUGAUAUUAAACAGGCAUAUCUGGAUUUCAAGGGUGACAUGGAUCGGAUCAUGGAGUCUGUGCUUUGUGUGCAGUACACAGAGGAACCCAGGAUAAGGAAUAUUAUUCAGCAAGCUAUUGACACCGGAGAGGUCCCAUCCUAUAAUGCCUUUGUCAGAGAAUCGAAACAAAAGAUGAAUGCAAGGAAAAGGAGGGCUCUGGAAGAGGCUAGAGAAGCAGAAAUGAGCAGGAAAGAGUUGGGGCUUGACGAAGGAGUACAUAACUUGAAAGCAGUCAUUCAGAGCAGACAAAAGGAUCGGCAAAAGGAAAUGGACAAUUUUCUGGCACAGAUGGAAGCAAAGUACUGCAAAACUUCCAAAGGAAGAGGGAAAAAAACAGCUCCCAAGAAAUAAAAGAAAUAAUGGAAUUUUUCUCUUCAAAGGACCUUAGGUGUUAAUUGGUGUCAUUGUAGGCAAGGUGUGGGCAAAAGUCAACCCAACCCUUAGAGGAGUUGUCUUUUCAGCCUAAAUUAUUCCAGUUGACUAAACCAAGAAGAAUCUCUCAACUUAAUUUUAGUAUUUCCCAGAAAUCACCUGACAUUGUGUGAGUCUCCUAUGAAGGAAUUUGGUGAUGAUAGUUGGAAAGGCAGUAUAAUUCGUGACAGCACUUGCUUCCUUGGAUCUUCUGUACAUGGAACUCUGUCUGGAACGGGGUCUCUCCAUACUGUUUUCUGUGAUGUGCAUAUCUAUUAGAAUUGGUACUCUGCCUAGCAAGAACACUUUCAAAAAACACUUUGCUGAACAGCUGUCUUCCAAAUAACUGCCAAUUUACAUUUGGUCUUAAUGAUCCUAAAUAGAUCCUUUCUUUUUGUUUUAUUCAGUCAGGUUCUGUACUCUAUGCUUGAAGUAUAGGAAAAAUAGGUGUUCAGAUUACUUCAAGCAUUUUUCUAAGACUUGUAUAUGAUUAAAUAAGUAUAAAAUGACGUUAAGUCUGGGAGCUUUUUAAAUGAUCCCAGUGAUCAUUUAAAAUGUGAUCUAGAAAAACAAUAUGUUCUUUAGGAUAGAGAAGGGAAAAAAAUAGUCCUAGUCAGUGUUAUAAUAGACAGCCCAGUUUAAAUAGCAUAAAGAGAUGUGUGUUAUAGUCUUGCCUCUAACUGCUGAAUUUCCUUGGUCAGGUCACUGAGCUUGCCUGAAGUUGUUUCUUCAUUUAUAAAAAUGAGUGAGAUCUAAACUCAUCAGAUCGUAUACCUUAAAUAUGUCCAGUUUUUUUGUAAACGAAAAAAUUUGCACUCACUUUGAAUGAAUACACACACACAAAGGGUGAGGGGAUUAGGCUAAAUGGCUUCUUAGAGGCCCCUUUCUGACUCUUUAAUUUUGAAAGGCAAACCAUACUGAUCCAAUCAUUUGUUAAAUUACACUUACCGUAUUGGUUUGCGAGAACAAUACAGAGAUUUUCACUUAUAUUUCGAUGAGGUGGUAUGUGUUCUUUAGAAUAUACAGAAUUUUUUUAGGGACUGUUCAACUUAAAAUCUCUGAUUUGUGGACUAAUAUAUUCAACAUACUAUAUGCAUAAAACAAGCCUUCUCUUGCUAUUGAGCUUUAUGUAUCAUAAUUUAUCUAAGGUAAGCAAGCACAUGACACAUUUUCAGUUUGUGAUUACAAACAGGUUAAAAAAUACUCUUUAAUUGUAUUAAAAAUAUAAUUUAACGUGGGUUGUCUGAAGCAUCUGUCUUUGUAUGAUAACAUUAGAACAGCUUGGUAUGAUAAAAAGUUAUCCCAAUUUAUGAUCAUUUGAAUUUAUCCACUCUGAAAAUUAACAAUUACAUUUAAAACUGAUAUGAUAAAAGAUUAGUGUUCAGUGAAAUUUAAAUAAAAUAAAGCCAUAGUUCAAACCA
Molecule: messenger RNA, 3205 nt
Organism: Lemur catta (Ring-tailed lemur)
Lineage: Eukaryota; Metazoa; Chordata; Mammalia; Primates; Lemuridae
Gene: DNAJC9
Product: DnaJ heat shock protein family (Hsp40) member C9
Exons: 5
Coding region: 951-1724 (257 amino acids)
Cellular component (GO): cytoplasm; nucleus
Molecular function (GO): heat shock protein binding
Source: RefSeq, a predicted model, not a curated record